Chinchilla lanigera (long-tailed chinchilla) is the source of this 1611-nucleotide messenger RNA. Its product is annotated as keratin, type II cytoskeletal 5-like. The transcript is spliced from 9 exons. Gene Ontology annotation, molecular function: structural constituent of skin epidermis. NCBI's taxonomy places the organism in Eukaryota, Metazoa, Chordata, Mammalia, Rodentia, Chinchillidae. The record is from RefSeq and is a predicted model, not a curated record. Gene Ontology annotation, cellular component: keratin filament. Gene Ontology annotation, biological process: keratinization; intermediate filament organization. Bases 1 to 1611 code for a protein of 536 amino acids.
AUGACACAGAGAUCAUCAGUCACCAUCAAGUCGGGAGGCACGCGGAACUUCAGCGCUUCCUCAGCCAGUCUCCUCCAGGGGUGCCGACCCAAUUUCAGCUCUUUCUCAGUGUCCAAGAACAGGAAGAGCAUUGGAGGUGGUUUUGGGGGAAGCUUUGGGACCAGGAGCCUCCAUGGCUUUGGGGGCAGCAAAAGAAUCUCCAUCAGUGGGGUUUACCGCUCCAGCCGGGGCAGUUUUGGGGGUGCUAGCUGUGGGCUAGGUAUCGGCAGCACAGGGUACAGAGCAGGGGGAGCCUUUGGUGGAUAUGGGUAUGGAGGUGGAAUGGUACAUGGACCUGGGGGCAUCCAAGAGGUCACCGUCAACCAUAGUCUCCUGACACCCCUGCACCUGGAAAUCGACCCUUCUCUCCAGCAUGUACGCAAGGAGGAGAAGGAGCAGAUCAAGACCCUCAACAACAAGUUUGCUUCCUUUAUUGACAAGGUGCGUUUCCUUGAGCAGCAGAACAAAGUCCUGGAGACCAAAUGGAGCCUCCUGCAAGACCAUAAAACCACCAGGGCCAAUCUUGAGCCCAUGUUUGAAGCCUACAUCAACAACUUGAGACGACAGCUAGACUGCCUGGGAGGAGAGCGGGGCAGGCUGGAGAUGGAGCUGAAGAACAUGCAGGACGUGGUGGAGGACUUCAAGAUCAAGUAUGAGGAGGAAAUCAACAGGCGCACAGCAGCAGAGAAUGAGUUUGUGGUACUUAAGAAGGACGUGGAUGCUGCCUACAUGAGCAAGGUGGAGCUGGAGGCCAAGGUGGACGCCCUGAUGGAUGAGAUCAACUUCCUGAGAGCUUUCUACGAGGCGGAGCUGGCUCAGCUUCAGGCUCAGCUCUCAGAGACCUCUGUGGUCCUGUCCAUGGACAACAACCGCAAACUAGACCUGGACAGCAUCAUCGCAGAAGUCAAGGCCCAGUAUGAGGAUAUCGCCAACCGAAGCCGUGCUGAAGCUGAGUCCUGGUACCAGACCAAGUAUGAGGAGCUGCAGCGGUCCGCCGGCCAGCACGGGGAUGACCUCCGCACCACGAGGAUGGAGAUCUCUGAACUGAACCGGGCCAUGCAGAGGCUGCGUUCGGAGAUUGACAACCUGAAGAAGCAGUGUGUCACACUCCAGGCUGCGAUCACGGAUGCUGAGCAGCGUGGGGAGCUGGCCCUCAAAGAUGCCAAGAACAAGCUGGCAGAGCUAGAGGAGGCCCUACAGAAGGCCAAGCAGGAAAUGGCCCGGCAGCUGCGAGAGUACCAGGAGCUCAUGAAUGUCAAGCUGGCCCUGGACAUUGAGAUUGCCACCUACCGGAAGCUGCUGGAGGGCGAAGAACACAGGCUCACUGGUGAAGGUGUCGGACCUGUUAACAUCUCUGUGGUCUCUUCCUCUGGUGGUACAGGAUACAGCAGGGGCAGUGGCCUCUGUGUAGGUGGGGGUGGCUACAGUGGUGGUCUCAGCAGUGGCCUCUGCUACAGCGGCUCUGGGGGCAGCAGCUUCAGUUCCACCAGCGGCCGCAGCCUCAGUGGCACCAGCUCCAGCAUGCGCAUCAUCUCCAAGACAUCAUCCACCAAGAAGAGCUACAGGAGCUAA